UGUCUUAUACUGUCCGCCAAACUCAACGACGUUAAGGGAGUCGAUCUCAAGACAUUGAUUGAGCGAAUAGAGUCUGGCUUUCGGCUCAACCGAAAAGAGCUCAUUUCGAUGGAGUUCUCAGUAUUGGUUGCGUUAGAGUUUUCACUGCAUUUGCCAAACAAGGAAAUCAUUCCCCACUUUCAGCGUCUGCUAUACGAAUCAUAACCGC
Messenger RNA from Medioppia subpectinata, 208 nucleotides. Lineage: Eukaryota; Metazoa; Arthropoda; Arachnida; Sarcoptiformes; Oppiidae. The record is from the annotation of a GenBank genome assembly.